Molecule: messenger RNA, 3439 nt
Organism: Synchiropus splendidus (mandarinfish)
Lineage: Eukaryota; Metazoa; Chordata; Actinopteri; Syngnathiformes; Callionymidae
Gene: mgat1b
Product: alpha-1,3-mannosyl-glycoprotein 2-beta-N-acetylglucosaminyltransferase b
Exons: 3
Coding region: 711-2240 (509 amino acids)
Biological process (GO): protein N-linked glycosylation
Cellular component (GO): Golgi apparatus
Molecular function (GO): alpha-1,3-mannosylglycoprotein 2-beta-N-acetylglucosaminyltransferase activity
Source: RefSeq, a predicted model, not a curated record
CUGAUUGGUAUUUGUCGAGCGCGGGCUCACGUGAUAGCUGUCUCCAGCUGGUACAUGACAAACCGAACCACCACCGAAGACCCGUGACUGCACCCUGACACGGUCCUCUCGCACCUAGACACCGACUACUAUCAGCGGUGGAGACUUUUGGAGAGAAGCCUGCUGACGACGGGAGCUUCUUUGGUUGGGUUGAAAAACCAAAACCGGGGAACGAAGGAGUUCAUGCAGCUCCAGGGCCACCGUGUCACAACAUAGCGAUGUGCAGUGAAUGGGAUCUCGAAGGAAACGGCUCCAUGAGCUAACGUUUGCAAGCUAGCGACCGAGCCGGGAUGUGAAGCUGCCGCCCGAGAUGAGAAGGGCACGCAAGAGAAUGAUGGCCAAAGGAUAACAUCCGAGAAGCUGCAUUCCCUCAAUCCCAAGUGACCCUUCUCUUCUCCAUAACAUUUCUUUCAUGUGAACCCCUGGAAGACCUGAAGUGAACUUCUUUAAGUCAUGUCAAUUCUCCACAUCCAAAUGAUUUUGUGAGCCUUUCUCCUCCCUCCUAAGUUUCACCCGUACACUGGAUGUAAUGAAUUGGACAUUCGAAGGAGGAUUGCUCACCUCAAAGGGAAAUUAGUCCUAAAUCUUGUAAAACGUUGCUCUUUCUGGAACAAUCACCUGACCCCUCCUUACAUUGCCUCAAUUCUGCCCCCUGCGAGUGUCUUUGGGCCAUGGUUCGAAAGAAAGGCUCUCUAAUAUUAUGUGGUGCUUUUCUAUUUGUCGCUUGGAAUGCUUUGCUUCUACUGUACCUGUGGGGUCGUCCCCCAAAUGGCAGGCUGACAGAGAGAGGUGGCGUGGAACCAGGAGGAAAAGAGGAGUGGGGUAAGAGGGGUCCAAUGAACCUGGCUGGUGAAGUGAUCCGGCUGGCAGAGGAGGUAGAAGCCCAGCUUGAGACCCAGAAAAAGCUGCUAAAGCAAAUUGAAAAUCACAGGGCAGCGUGGGCCCAGCAGAGGGAUGUGGAAAAACGAGAGACGAAUAAAGUAGUAUCAGAUGCAGUCCGUCAACCAAUCAAACCUCCCGUGAAAGACAGUUUGGGUAUCCAUGGUCAGUCCUCAAAAGCUCCCGAGGAGACUGCUGCCACAAUGGCUGCGGCCAUCAGGAAAGGAAGUGAAUUGGUGACGUAUGCUUAUGAUGAGACCAAUAAGGCAUCAAAGUCUGCCACCCUGGAAGUGGUCAUUCCUAUCCUGGUCAUUGCUUGUGACCGGGUGACGGUGAAGAGAAGCCUGGAUAAGCUGAUCCAGUAUAGGCCGUCUCCUGAGGCGUACCCUAUCAUUGUGAGCCAGGACUGCGGCCACGCGGAGACAGCUCGUGUCAUUGACUCAUACGGGCAACAAGUGACUCACAUAAAGCAACCGGAUCUGUCGGACAUCAGAGUUAGACCAGAGCACCGGAAGUUCCAGGGGUACUACAAGAUAGCGAGACACUACCGCUGGGCACUGAACCAAGUGUUCAGGACUUUCUCUCAGUCAACAGUGGUCAUAGUGGAGGAUGACCUUGAGGUGUCGGUGGACUUCUAUGAAUAUUUCCGCGCCCUGUACCCCAUCCUGCGCGCUGACCCUUCCCUGUGGUGUGUUUCUGCAUGGAAUGACAAUGGCAGGGACGCUUUGGUGGAUCCAUCUAAAGCAGAUCUGCUCCACAGGACAGACUUCUUCCCCGGUUUGGGCUGGAUGCUGCUUAAGGAGAUGUGGGAUGAAUUGGAGCCCAAGUGGCCCUCUGCAUUUUGGGAUGAUUGGAUGCGCCAACCAGAACAACGCAAGGACCGUUCCUGCAUCCGGCCUGAAAUCUCUAGGACUAUCACUUUUGGUCGCAAAGGUGUUAGUUUAGGUCAAUUUUUUGACCAGUACCUACGCUACAUUAAGCUAAACACUGAGUUUGUGCCUUUCACCAAACAUGAUUUGUCUUACUUGCUCCGAGAGAACUAUGACGACACAUAUGUCAAAAGGGUUUACAGUGCACCACUCGUAAAAAUUGAGGAUCUGCAACAGGGAGGACGCUUACGAGGAGGUGGUCCAUACCGGGUCCAGUACUCCACACGAGAGAGUAUUAAAGUUUUUGCAAGGAAUCUAGGCGUUAUGGAUGAUUUGAAGUCAGGGGUCCCUCGGACUGGUUACAGAGGGAUCGUCAGUUUCCUCCACCGAGGUCGUAGAGUGUACUUGGCUCCACCUGAGGGCUGGACACAGUAUGACCCCAGCUGGAGCUGAAACACUCCUGUUCAGCAGCAGGGUUGAAGUGUAAAUGGAGAAAUCUCCUCAGACCAAAGAACCAGUGAAGGUUCUGGAAGAAGUGAAGUUAGGAGGUCCAGGGUAGAUGACUGGACUUAGUAGAUCCGCUGUGAAGGAAGUGAAAGAGAUGGUCAGAGACUUUAAUCGAAGGACGACUGCGGGCCAAUACAUACUGUAAUGAAGGAAACACCCUCAGCCCCAGGAAGUCGACCAUCAUGGUGCAAUAAUUGUCAGAGAAACGUUGCUUGUGGCUGCUGCUUAAUGUCCAUAAUCACUGAGUAAGCCAAGCCCCUGGUGGGUGGUUCUCCGUAUCAACCUGCUUCGAACAUUUCGCUGCCUGUGGUGCUCCUCUCAGGUUUGUUGUGUUGUUCAGAGCAGAGUGAUACUGAGACCUGAACAAGGCUGCACUAAUUGUUAAUUUGUGUCAACCUUUUAAUUUCAUGUCAGCCAUUUCUGCUGCGUGUUGAGAGAAUGUAAUCUAUGUGAUGUAUUUGUGACAUUGUGGAGGAGGAGCACUGUUAUGAGGUCAUCAACUGAGGUUUGUUAACUCCACUGAACAGUUGUUAAAGAACCAUCGAUUGUCUGGGCUGCUGGACUAAAGGAUCAGGACUCUCACGUCAGUAGCGUCAUGAGAUCAUCCACAUGAGUGAAAAACCACUGCCUGAUGUGUUUAUAACUUUAAUACAUUUCAAUAAAUAACUAUUUUGAUAGCGGUCUUCACCAUGAAGCUCUCUUUUUGUCAUGGUCAACAAGUCUCCAGUGUUCUCACUUAAACAUAAUUUCUUAUUGUUUCCUCCCCCAACUCUCAUGGCAAAGAUGAAACUGAUAAUGUAGCAAUGCCAACCAAUAAAAACAUCUAGAAAUGAGAUCAGCCCAGAGCCAAAACUUCUGAAUAUAAAAAUUCAACCUCAUCAAAUAGUGGUCCUAAACCUUAAACCUGUCAUUUGAUAGGGCAUUACUUUAAUCUGGAAGUAUACACUUCUAUAUUAAUCACAUGAGUCAUAAUAAUAAAACCAAAACUAUGGCACAGAGACACUAACGCGCCACACUAAACUCCCACUCCUAUGCUCACACAACUCAACACACAUUUGUUUGUGCGGACCUGUCAUUGCCAUAAUGCUUUCCCCAGCCUCUCACCUUUAACGCAACCAUCCAAAACAAAUGGCUAACCUUAACCA